Molecule: messenger RNA, 2741 nt
Organism: Cuculus canorus (common cuckoo)
Lineage: Eukaryota; Metazoa; Chordata; Aves; Cuculiformes; Cuculidae
Gene: CAPN1
Product: calpain 1
Exons: 23
Coding region: 292-2439 (715 amino acids)
Biological process (GO): proteolysis
Cellular component (GO): cytoplasm
Molecular function (GO): calcium-dependent cysteine-type endopeptidase activity; calcium ion binding
Source: RefSeq, a predicted model, not a curated record
GCCAUUUCUCCCCCCCCCGGGCGGGGCGUAACGCGGGGCGUGAGCUGCGUUGAGGCCUUUUUUUCUUCCUCCAGGAAGUUUUGGCGGAAAUAUCCCUCUUUUUUUUAGCUUUUCUAUCCUUAAAAGCAGCACUUUUGGGACCCCCCCAAGCAGGGGAAGCGGUCACGGAGCUGCCGCAGUCGCCGGGCCCGAGCGUUGCCCCACGGCACCUGCUGGGGUGUGGGGACCCCCAAAUCCUCCUGAAAACGGGGUGAAAAGAGGCAAUUCCUGUGCUGCGGCCCCAAAAAAGCGAUGGCGGAGGAGCCGAUCGUGCCGGUGUUCUGCACCGGCGUUUCGGCGCAGGUGCAGCGGCAGCGAGCGAAGGCGCUGGGUUUGGGGCAGCACGAGAACGCCGUGCGGUACCUGGGGCAGGACUACGGGCGCUUGGUGGAGGAAUGCCGGCGUUCCGGAACUCUUUUCCGCGAUCCAACCUUCCCGCCAGCUCCCGCUUCCCUCGGCUUCCGCGAGCUCGGGCCCGGCUCCUCCAAAACUCACGGCGUCCAAUGGAAGAGGCCGACGGAGCUGUGUCCGCGCCCGCAGUUCAUCGUGGACGGAGCCACGCGCACGGACAUCUGCCAGGGAGCUCUCGGCGACUGCUGGCUGCUGGCAGCCAUCGCCUCCCUCACGCUCAACGAGAGCGUCCUGCACCGCGUGGUGCCGCACGGACAGAGCUUCCAGCACGGAUACGCCGGCAUCUUCCACUUCCAGAUCUGGCAGUUUGGCGAAUGGCUCGACGUGGUGGUGGACGAUUUCUUACCCACCAAGGACGGCAAACUCCUCUUCGUCCACUCAGCCGAAGGCUCCGAGUUCUGGAGCGCUCUCUUGGAAAAAGCCUACGCCAAGGUGAACGGCUGCUACGAGGCGUUAUCCGGCGGUAGCACUUCCGAAGGCUUCGAGGACUUCACCGGCGGCGUGACGGAAUGGUAUGACCUGCGCAAACCUCCCGCCGAUCUCUACCGUAUCAUCCUGAAGGCGUUGGAACGCGGUUCCCUCCUCGGCUGCUCCAUCGACAUAACGAGCGCCUUCGACAUGGAGGCGGUGACGUUCAAGAAGUUGGUGAAGGGCCACGCGUACUCAGUGACGGGGGCCGAGCAGAUCAACUUCCGCGGCCAAUCCCUGGGCCUGAUCCGGAUGCGUAAUCCCUGGGGAGAAGUGGAGUGGACGGGACCAUGGAGCGACAACUCAUCCGAGUGGAACGCGGUGGAACCGGCGCUGAGGCAGCGGCUGAUGGUGAAGAUGGAGGACGGGGAAUUCUGGAUGUCCUUCCGGGAUUUCCUCCGGGAAUUCACCCGCCUGGAGAUCUGCAACCUCACUCCAGACGCUCUCCAGUCCCGCAAAUUCCGCAAGUGGAACACACGGCUCUACGACGGGACGUGGCGGCGCGGCAGCACAGCGGGCGGCUGCCGGAAUUACCCCGCCACGUUCUGGAUAAAUCCGCAGUUUAAGAUCCAACUGGAGGAGGUGGACGACGACGGGGAUAACGAUGGCGGACGCGAGCCGGGAUGCAGUUUCCUGCUGGCGCUGAUGCAGAAGCACCGGCGCCGCGAGCGCCGCUACGGCAAAGACAUGGAAACCAUCGGCUUCGCCGUCUACGAGGUUCCUCCCGAGUACGUGGGAAGAUCCGGCGUCCACCUGAAGAGGGAUUUCUUCUUGGCCAACUCCUCGCGCGCCCGCUCCGAGCAAUUCAUCAACCUGCGGGAAGUGAGCACGCGCUUCCGACUGCCUCCGGGCGAGUACAUCGUCGUACCUUCCACCUUCGAACCCAACAAGGAAGGAGACUUCGUUCUCCGCGUCUUCUCCGAGAAGAAAGCUGGCACGGAGGAAAUGGAUGACAAGAUCCAAGCGACGCUGCCGGAUGAGAAAGUGCUCUCGGAAAGCCAAAUCGAUGAGAACUUCAAGCAGCUCUUCAAGCAGUUGGCGGGGCCGGACAUGGAGAUCAGCGUGACGGAGCUUCAAACCAUCCUCAACCGCAUCAUCGGCAAACAUAAAGAUCUCCGGACCAAAGGCUUCAGCACCGAAUCCUGCCGGAGCAUGGUCAACCUGAUGGAUAAAGACGGGAAUGGGAAGUUGGGGCUGGUGGAGUUCAACGUCCUCUGGAACCGGAUCCGCAACUACCUGGCGAUCUUCCGCAAGUUCGACCUGGAUAAGUCGGGGAGCAUGAGCGCCUACGAGCUGCGCCUGGCGCUGGAGGCGGCAGGCUAUAAACUCAACAAGAAGCUGCACGAGCUGCUCAUCACCCGCUACGCCGAACCCGACCUGGCCCUCGACUUCGACAACUUCGUCUGCUGCCUCGUCCGCCUGGAGACCAUGUUCCGGUUUUUCCAAGCGAUGGAUGUGGACCAGGACGGUGUUGUCACCUUCGAUUUGCUGCAGUGGCUGCAGCUCACCAUGUUCGCCUGACGCUCCCGCGCCUUCGAGCCGGAGCCGCGCCCGUUCACCUCGUGUCUCCCAGCGGAAAAGCCGGAGCAGGAGGAGGAGGGAAACGCUCGCAGGGCUCCCCUCACGCUUUGCCAAAGACCCCCUCGUUUCUGCGCCCACCAUGGGGCCGCUUUGGGGAGAAUUCUCACGUUUUUGUGCCUCUUGAAGGAGCCCACGGAGGGGGUGACGCCGGAGCUCACCCCCAUUCCCGCUCCCCCCGGUACGGCCGUCGUCGCCUCUCGCUUCCGCGCUCUCUGCCGGCGCUCGACGGGGCUCUGCCCGCG